This is a messenger RNA of Daphnia pulicaria, 1599 nucleotides long. Its product is annotated as protein cueball-like. NCBI's taxonomy places the organism in Eukaryota, Metazoa, Arthropoda, Branchiopoda, Diplostraca, Daphniidae. The transcript is spliced from 8 exons. Bases 143 to 1414 code for a protein of 423 amino acids. The record is from RefSeq and is a predicted model, not a curated record.
AUCGGAGUCAGUGCCCACACCUAAACGAAGGCGAGUCGGAUCAAGACACAACUCGGAUCGAGUCCCACCUUUUUACUCGAAAGAUAUUCACAAAAAGCUAAUAAUAAUACUUUGCCUUUGUUCUAAAUUAUUAUUACGAAAAAUGAAACUGCUGGAAGCGUUUGUUAUUUUCAUUUGGCUCACCUUGGCAACAGUUUGUAGCUACACUCACGACGAUCUUAUCAUCGCUGCUGGCGACCAGCUUGAAUUACUCAGCCAAGGAACAACGUACCGAAAACUAACACUCAAUUCUUACAACGCCUCAAAGUUGUCGGCCCUCGCGUACGAUGCCACAAACAAGAGACUCUUUUUCUCCGAUAUUCGCCACCUUGAGAGUCACAUACUCAGCGUCAGUCUCGAAGAUGAAUCUCCUCGUCUGGUAGAAGAGAUUAUCGAAAAAAAUGACGAUGAAACUGUUGAGAGUUUGGCGUACGAUCCCGUGAAUAAAAUGCUGUUGUGGACGGACGGAUUCAACCGUUCCAUCCGUCAAAUUCAGAUCGAUAACGACGGCAUUCACGCCAAAGAAAAUACGUCAGUUGAAAUUGUCCAUCUUUUGGAAAGUGACGCUAGACCACAGGCAUUAGUUUCUGAUCCUUGUACAAGAAUGCUAUACUGGACAAAUAUUCACAAAUCUCUGCCUACCAUUGAGCGUUCGCACCUUAACGGAAGCCAGCGUGAGGUCAUUGUUCAUUCGGACUUGUUACAGUUACACGCAUUCGACCUCGACAUUAUGGAACAAAUGAUUUACUGGGCCGAAGACCUUCGCAACGGUUUUUUCCUCAUCGAAAGAAGCUACGUGAACGGUAGUGGGAGAGAGGAAUUUUACCGUGGUUUCGGUCAUUUCAUCGCCAGCCUCACGGUGGGCGAAGAUUACGUCUACUGGAGUGACUACGAUCGCAAGAAGCUUUGGUCGUUACCCAAAGAUGGGUCAUCGAAAAAUCCCGUUAACCUUCGGACAUAUCGUAACCCAGCGAUGGGCGUGGUGGUCUAUCGUAACGAGCCUUUGAACUGUGAUCUCAUAUCAUCGCCAGAAGCCAGCGCCGCAGUUGUUCAAAAAACAGAAUUAAUCGAGAAUCUGGAUUCGUCCUCAUCGACUGCUCUUCUGUUGGGGUUCAGUUUUGUCUGCCUCGCCAUAAUGGCGUUGAUCAUCCUGCUUAUCUUACAAUUUCUGAAGUCAAGGGAUUGCAAAGGAAUUCGAGGGGCCAGCAAAACUGAGGACACUAUCCCAUUUGAAAAUUUCAGCAACACUUUAUUCAAAAUGAAUGAACUGUCGCAAAUGGAACAGCAGCAAACUGUAAGUGUACCGAUGCCGGAGAACAGCAGCGGCUUGAAACGGGACGAUGACUGCGCUACUUUAAUCAAAUGCGAAUUUUGAUAACUGAGUCGAUUAAAGGUUAGAAAAAUCUUGGUGCCUCAGCUGUUGUUCAAAGCCGUGUGUCUGGCUUCACUUAUCGUUUCAAGCUAAAAGAAAUUUAUGUAUAUUAUCAGUUUAUUGAUUUUUGUUAAUCUGAAAUUCAUUUGAAUCGUGAUGUCAAACUUCCUUGCUGCUGUAAACGACGU